Bufo bufo (common toad) is the source of this 3741-nucleotide messenger RNA. It is a transcript of the gene VIT, whose product is annotated as vitrin. The transcript is spliced from 29 exons. Gene Ontology annotation, biological process: positive regulation of cell-substrate adhesion; extracellular matrix organization. Bases 225 to 3128 code for a protein of 967 amino acids. NCBI's taxonomy places the organism in Eukaryota, Metazoa, Chordata, Amphibia, Anura, Bufonidae. The record is from RefSeq and is a predicted model, not a curated record.
GUGUCAGGGCAGUGUGCCUCUCACUGUGGGGAGAGAUCAAUGGACUUGUUUGAUUAGUUGGUAAGGACACCAGGAACAUCCAGAACCCACUUACAUUGAUGGACUAGCUCCAGGACUAGCUUCUAUCUGACUCAUUGGAAAUACAUCGAGUUUUGCAGGAUAGAGUGAAUAAGUGCUCAGGAGUAUUGCAAUUCGUGGCUUUUAAAGUUAUCACUCUUUUUCCUAUGAUGAAGGAGAAGAUUUCUGCAGUUCUAUUGGUUUUGAUUCUGACUUGUACAUCUGUAUCUUCCAAGAAGAACAGAAAGAAUAAGCAACAUGUUCCUCACAUUAACUGUGACAUCAAAGCAGGCAAGAUAGUCAACCCAGAAUUCCUUGCAAAGUGCCCUGCUGGUUGUCAAGAAGGGAAGCACCGUAUAUAUGGCACAGACAUAUAUGCCUCUUUUUCCAGCAUAUGCACAGCUGCCAUUCACAGCGGUGUAAUUGACAACUCAGGAGGAAAGAUUCUUGUUCGGAAAGUCGCUGGGCAGUCCGGUUACAAGGGAAGUUUUUCAAAUGGGAUACGAUCACUUUCCCUUCCUCGUUGGAAAGAGUCAUUUGUCGUAGCAGAAGGUAAAGGAAAGAAAGGUGUCACAUAUCCCACAGUUCUUGAGUACGUUGAAGUCAAAGUAGAAACAAUACAGAGAGAAAAAACACCCCCAACUGUAGCAACAACAACUGCUUUAACUACCAUCCCUACCACUACUACUACUACUACUACAACUCCAGAACCUACAACUCCACAGCCCACCACACCAAAGCCAACAACCACCACCACUACAACAACCACCACAACAACAACAACGACUACAACAGCAACAGCAAGGACAAGGCCACCCCUCGUACGAGCAAGAGAUACGGCUGCCAGUAAUACCCACCCAGCCUAUUCAUCAGCUAUUGCUGCUUCAUCAAGGCAAGCAGUGCCAGCUGUACCAGGUAGAGUGCCAAAUCAAGUUGUCAGGUCUCCAACAACAUAUGCAAGUAGCCGACAAAUCCAAAGGAGUAAUCCAGGUGCCAGUAGAAUUCAACAGAUUUUAGCUGAAAAGGCAAGCCAAGCAAAUCCAAAUCCGCAAAGACGAGACUGGCAAAGUUCCACCCGGAUAAAUGUACCAACUGUCCAAAGAAGGCCAGCAGUUCCAGAUAGAAGCAAUGUGGCCCCAAAUACUGGACACAGCUGGUCAUCAGACACACGUGAUUCUCAAGGUUCUCCACGUCGUGACUGGCAAGCUCCAAGCCGGGUGAACAUUCCAGUUGUGCAGCGUCGACCCCCAGAGAGCAGCAAUAUCGCACCUCCAGCUCCUCCAAACUGGUCUGUAGACACAUAUGAUACUGAAGGAAGACGUGACUGGUUAGGCCAAAAUCAACGAAUGAAUGUUCCACCAGUACGCAGACCAGCAGUUCCAGAAAGUAGCAAUCUUGCUCCGCCAGCUGCACCCUACUGGCCUGUAGAAACACGUGAUACUCAAGUUUCCAAUCCCAGAUCUAGCAUAUCAGAAUAUGACAGGUGGGUCUCCGGCUUCUCGCAGAGUAAUUCAAGAAACGGUGAAUCAGAAACGUGGAAGGUCGCUGAGGAGGUGCCUGAGACCAAGGUUCAACUUAAACCAGAGGUCAAGGUAGAUUCUGUUCCAGACCCAUGGAGAGGGUUUUCAGAUCCAGUUCAGCAUAAGCCUGAAGUUAAGGUAGAUGCGGCUCUAGAUCCAUGGAGAGGAUUUUCACAACCAGUUCAGAUUCAACCAGAAGUUAAAGUAGAUGCUGCUCCAGAUCCAUGGAGAGGAUCUUCACAACCAGUUCAGCAUAAGCCAGAGGUUAAAGUAGAUGCGGCUCCAGAUCCAUGGAGAGGAUUUUCACAACCAGGAGGAGCAGUAAAAGAAGAUAUCAACUCAAGACUGCCAGUUGAACCCGCAGCUCUUGGAGGCACAAAUUGCAAAAUAGACUUGGUUUUUCUCAUUGAUGGAAGCUGGAGUAUUGGCAAGAGACGUUUCAGGAUUCAGAAGCUUUUCCUUAACCAGAUGGCAGAUGUCCUUGAUGUUGGAAUUUCUGGACCUCUUAUGGGUAUUGUACAGUAUGGCGACGACCCGUAUACAGAGUUCAGUCUUCGCUCAUACUUCAAUUCCAAGGACCUCAAAAAUGCUAUUGACAAAAUUCCACAAAAAGGAGGAUAUUCCAAUGUUGGAAAAGCUCUGUCUUAUAUAAACAAGAAUUACUUCUCUGAUGCCAGUGGGAAUAGAGGAGCAGCCCCGAAUGUGGCCAUUGUGCUUGUAGAUGGCUGGCCAACCGAUAAAGUGGAAGAAGCUUCCCGUCUUGCUCGUGAAUCUGGAAUCAACAUAUUCUUUGUGACCAUUGAGGGGGCGGAUGAUAAUGAGAGACCAAAUGUUGUAGAACCCAACUUUGUAGACAAGGCUGUUUGUAGAACCAAUGGUCAUUUUUCCAUCAAUGUUCCUAGUUGGUUUAGUCUCCACAAGGUUGCGAAUCCACUGGUGAAGCGUAUGUGUGACACUGACAAAUUAGUCUGCAGCAAGACAUGUCUCAAUGCUGCUGAUAUUGUGUUUGUCAUCGAUGGUUCCAGCAGUGUGGGAACUGGGAACUUCCGUACUGUGCUCCAGUUCAUAGCAAAUAUUACAAGUGAGUUUGAGAUCUCAGACACAGACACACGAAUUGGAGCUGUGCAGUAUACAUACGAGCAGAGGCUGGAGUUUGGCUUUGAUAAAUAUAGUACAAAGCCAGAUGUUGUGAAUGCCAUCAUGAGGAUAGGCUAUUGGAGUGGAGGUACAAGCACCGGAGCUGCCAUAACGUAUGCAUCAGAACAGCUUUUCAGUAAAUCAAAGCCAAACAAAAGAAAGAUCAUGAUUGUAAUCACUGAUGGACGGUCAUAUGACGAUGUUCGGGGUCCAGCAGCAACUGCUCAUCGAAGUGGAGUCAUUGCAUAUGCUAUUGGUGUGGCCUGGGCAGCCCAAGAUGAACUGGAAUCUAUUGCCACCGAUCCAGAUAAAGACCAUUCAUUUUUUGUGGACGAAUUUGAUAGCCUCUAUAAAUUUGUUGGAAAGAUCAUUCAGAACAUUUGUACAGAGUAUAAUUCUCAACCACGAAAUUAAGACUUGGGAUGGCUGAGGCAGUGAUAUACUGCUUGGAGAACAGGGAUUCUUUUUGGCAAUCAGUACACAACAGCUACAAAGAAUAAUGGAAUUAAUUAUAUAGCGAGAAAAAUAAUGUUUGCAGUUUUAUAUCAUAGCCUCUGUUUACUCAGAAGGUGUUAUAGGAACUUGUAAACUGCAGUAUGUGAGAAAAUAUAUGUAACAUCCAAAAUUAUAAAGGACAAAUAUGUCAUUAGAAUCUGGGAAGAUAACGAAGAUGACUCCAUGCUGAUUUCUUCUCAUCAGCGUGUAAAGAUGUAACUUUAUGAAAUGAGAGUUAUAGACAACACCAAUCAUGUGUUGCAUUUAUACAAAUUAAACCUAUUUUUCUAUCACAGAAAAUAAAUCUUGUAAUUAUAGCUUAAUUUUGUAAAAGGGUUGUAUAGGCAUAAAGUAUGUUAUUCCUUCAUAUAGCGCCCCCACACAGAUAGGAUCAAGCUUUAGUACACCUUUUGAUACAAAGGACCACAACAUUAUCACUUCUUGUAGUGCUUCUUGUAACAGUGUAUACUUUUUUGUUUUUAAUGGAGCAAGUCACAUCAGUUACCUUUUUGCUCUUCCAGGGACGGAUGGU